Messenger RNA from Doryrhamphus excisus (bluestripe pipefish), 3483 nucleotides. Lineage: Eukaryota; Metazoa; Chordata; Actinopteri; Syngnathiformes; Syngnathidae. The record is from RefSeq and is a predicted model, not a curated record.
UAUAACUGGAGAGGCGGUGUUUUGAGUGACGGAGGGGCUAAACGUGUGCAAGAUUGACAGGCCGAUUGGUCUGCAUCGGUUCUUAGUGGUCAAGGCCUUCUGGCUCAGGUCUCAAUUUACUGGUCCAUCUACGUUCCUAUCAUGAUCUUUGGGUUUUGGCUGAAAGGACUCGGGCAUCUGGUAAGGAUGCCUCCCGGAUUCCUCCAUGGGAAGGAAUCUCUGGGAAGAUCCAGGACACCGAAACAUAUACAAAUCUAAAAGUGAAAAAACUUCAUCUGUUGAAAUAUAGGAUCCAAAUUGGUACCUAAUCGGUAAAAAAAAAGUGUAAAAAGAAGCGAAAGGAAAGUCAGCACAAAGCGACCACGGCGAUUGCAAAAUGGAAUCUGUGUCACUCGAGUCGGUCGUGACUCACGGCGUCCAUGGCUCGGCGACUUCAGCGCUUGCGAUGACGGCGGUGACAGUCAGCGGCUGAGGCACGUACGCCAUAACAGGAAACCACAGCCACAACAGUCCCUGGUUUUCAUCAUUCAGCUGACCGACUUAUUAUCAUAAACGGAAGAUAUUUAUUUUGUUUUCAUCCAAUCAGAUCCGCAGAUUUGGGAGAGGCGGUCUUGUUAAUAGGACACAAAGUACGAAAACUUUAGAGCAGUAUAGACGUACUAUCCACUGGCACUCGUGCACCCUGCUCCACUCUGGGAAUAUUCACUAUCCCGCUAUGCAAGCUGUACACUGACUACUCUAAAGUAUGUUACUUUCUGUAGUACUAUCUCUUGCUGAAGGCGUGUACCGGCGUUGCUCGUGGAUUAUUUUUUUACAUCUUUUACAAACUCCGGGAGAUCCUCACGCCCCCGUGCGACGGGAGGAUGCUGAAUCAAGUCAGAGACGCCGCCGUGACAAAGCGUCGUCACACCGUGAAGCAUGUUUGACACGUGUUGCGACAUGGGAUAUUGAAAAGUGUGUGUCAGCGCGGUGGGGGCGGGCGGUGCCGGAGGACGUCUAUAAAGCAGGUCGUACCUCCAGAAGGGGACACCACUGGACCGGUGACCAGGUUCGACGCUCGCCAUGUUUUCCAAGCUACUCUCGCACUGUGCGCUGAUCCUGGCGUUCCUGACGCUCCAGUGGCGCCCGACGUUUCUCGCCACCAUCCGUUGCCACGACAUCUUAGCCAGACUGACUUCCGUGACGACGGCGCUUGGAUUCGAGACGAAGCAUCUGCUUGUGGAAUACAGGACCUUCCACGGCCUGACCAACGUGGCCCCCCACCACGUCCCCGACGCCACGGUCGUGGGCAGCAACUUCUCGGAGCAGCUGCAGGACAUCUUUGCUAAGAGCGUGCAGUACAACAAACGCAUCGCCAAUGUGGAGGACUACCAGAAGAACGACUGGCGAAACCCAAAGUCCGUGGGCGAGCCUCUGACCCAAGUCAAGACCAGUCUUUUCAGCCAAAUGAACCUUCUGAAGGUUCUGGCCCAGGUCAUCCAACCGGACGUCCCGCUGAUGACGGCGGCGCCUCCUCCGCCGGCCGACAACCACUCCUACGCUAAGAAGAUGUACGGCUUGAGGGCCAUCGUGGGCUUGGGAGACUGGCUCUCACAAGUCUCUCAGGCCCUGAAGGCGGCCCCAGAGGUGUGUGAUGUCCAGGUGACUGCGACUACUGAGUCCUACUGAAGGAUCCUGCUUCUGCACGGGGUUGUAAAAAAAGUGUUCCUUAUAGGGGACAUCAGAGGGUCUAGACCUGGUCUGAUCCUAAAACUGAUUCACCAUUUAUUGUUAUUUUGCACAAAAAAACGCUCCCUGACCCAUGGGUCAAUACUGGGACAAACUGGGGGGAGUCAAGGGUUCAGAGCUCCGCCUAGGCUCUCGGGUCUGGGAGGUAGUCGGGUCUGAACUUUCCUUUUUUGCUGUAUUUAUAUUCUUUUAUUAGAAUUCAUGUUGUAAAUUAUUUAUAGAAAAGUUCUGCUCUGGUUGUGGGAAAACCUGCAGACCUCCAAGUGGUGUCCAAAUCCAGAAGGUAGUCGGGUCUGAAGCGGUAAUUCUACUGUUGGUUUCACUGGGUCUGAAUUUUGCAGAUUCCUUGGACAUUAAUAGAAAACUUGUUUUUCUGCUCAGGUUGUGGAAAAGCCAACGGACCUCCAAAUAGCAUCCAAAUCCGGGAUGUAGUCGGGUCUGAACUGGUAUUUUCCACUGCUGGAUUCUGUGCACUAUUUUAUUAGAGCUUCAUUGGGCACCAGAAAAUAUUCACUGAAAACUCAAAAAUCAGGUUGCACAAAUCCCAGAGUCUAGAUCCAGAAGGUAGUCGGGUCUGAAGUCGCAAUUGUACUGUUGCUUUCAUUAGGUCCACUACUUGGACACAAAUAGAAAAUCUCUGCUCAGGUUGUAGAAAACCCAGGUGGAAUCAAGGGUUGCAGACCUCCAACUAGUAUUCAGUUCCAGAAGCUAGUCGGGUCUGAGUUUAUAUUUUUUUAUUGUUGGAUUCUGGAUUAUUUUUUAUUAGACCAUUAUUUUGCUCAAAAAAGGUCUUAAUUAAAAAAAAAACAACCCAGGAGGAAUCAAGGGUUACAGACCUCCAACUAGUAUUCAGUUCCAGAAGCUAGUCGGGUCUGAGUUUAUAUUUUUUUAUUGUUGGAUUCUGGAUUAUUUUUUAUUAGACCAUUAUUUUGCUCAAAAAAGGUCUUAAUUAAAAAAAAAACAACCCAGGAGGAAUCAAGGGUUACAGACCUCCAACUAGUAUCCAGUUCCAGAAGCUAGUCGGGUCUGAGUUUAUAUUUUUUAUGAGACCAUAAUUUUGCUCAAAAAAGGUCUUAAUUCAAAAGUUAUGCUCAAUCAGGGAGUUCAAACCUCUGCACAGGCCCCAAAAUCCACGUCCAGAAGGUAGUCGGGUCUGAAAUAGUAAUUCUACUGUUGCUUUCAUUGGGUCUGAAUUUUGCAUAUUGGCCAUUCCUUGGAUGGAAACUCAGGUUGUAGAAAAAACAGGCAGAGUCAAAGGGGUGCAGACCUCCAACUAGGUCCAGGUCCAGAUGGUAGUCGGGUCUGAACUGUUGAGUACGUGGUGUUCUUCUAUUAGAAAUGACUUUUGCACAGAAAUACUUCAUCCCUUCAUUCUUUUGCACUGACGUCGUCUAAAACCUUGUUGCUUAAAAGAGAAAAUCUGAGGGAGAUUUUCCUCUUUUUGUUACUUAUUACUGCAAUGCCAUCUAUUUUUCUAAUGCCAUAUACUGUAUAUGAUGAUUUUUUUAAUGUAUUUUUAUUGUAUGCACUAUUUAACAAAUGAUUUUUUUUAUAAAAUCUGUACUUGUACAUUAACUUGCAUAUGUUUUCUUUGAAGUUUUUAGUUCAUUACAUUCGAUAUCUAUAUACUCUAUUAGUGAAUGAGCACAAAAAUCUCUUAAUUCUUAAGUGGCGCUCAGUUAAAGGUCAGGGACUACAGACCACUUCCCCUCCAGGUAGUAGGGUCUGAAGUGAUGUUUUCCACCGGUGAAUACU